This is a messenger RNA of Penicillium subrubescens, 930 nucleotides long. Its product is annotated as Translation elongation factor. The record is from RefSeq and is a predicted model, not a curated record. The transcript has 3 exons. Lineage: Eukaryota; Fungi; Ascomycota; Eurotiomycetes; Eurotiales; Aspergillaceae. The coding region runs from base 1 to 930 and encodes 309 amino acids.
AUGCCUACCGUAGUAGGAAUUGCUGGAUUUACGGGGAAGUUUGCACAAUGUGUGGCACAGGAAUUACAAGCUUAUACCGACGUGACUAUCCGAGGUUAUUGCAGAAGUCCCGACAAACUCCCACAAUCUGUCUUGAAAGAGUACGGAAUUGAGGUUAUCAAAGGCGACUACGAUGACAAAAACUCUAUCCAAAAGUUUGUCCGGGGAACGGAUAUCGUGAUCUGCUGCUAUUUUGGAAGCCCAGAUGUCAUGACUCGAGGCCAAAUGCUUCUGGUUGAUGCAUGUGAAGAAGCGGGAGUUCCUCGAUAUGUUCCGAGCGACUUCGCUGUUGACUUUACUAAAAUCCCCACCGGUACGCUGUUUCCGAAGGAGUCAACCAAGAUUAUCAUGGAGUAUCUGAGUUCGAAAAAGGUGGACGGAGUGCACAUUCUUGUCGGUGGUCUUAUGGAGACGUUCUGGAGUGAAUUCUUCCAGAUCUGGGAUCCUGAAACCCAAUCCAUGGCCGUCUGGGGAUCAGGCAACGAUGCGUGGGACCUUACCUCUUAUAAGACUGCAGCAGCGUACACAGCUGCUGUUACAAUGGACCCAAGCGCCGUUGGUGUCUUCCGCUUUUUGGGCGAUCAUAAAAGCGCCUCCGAGAUCAAGGAAAUCUUCGAGAAUGUCUACCAUUCUGAACUUCGCCUUGAUCGACUUGGGUCUAUUGAUGAUCUCUUCAAUACCGUACAAGCUGAGUUUGCUAAGAAUCGUGACGAUAUUUCCAAGUGGGCACCACAAUGCUUUGCUUAUUGGUGCACCAGUGGAAAGGCAUAUCUUGGAGAUGAUCUGGAUAAUCACAAAUAUCCUCACGUGCAGCCAGUCAAUCUCGAAGCUUUCCUUCAUAGUCACAAGUUGAAGGACCUACAUGAAGCCGAUCGAAAACUUGGAUUUUGA